Molecule: messenger RNA, 2167 nt
Organism: Labrus mixtus (cuckoo wrasse)
Lineage: Eukaryota; Metazoa; Chordata; Actinopteri; Labriformes; Labridae
Product: cathepsin A-like
Exons: 11
Coding region: 138-1532 (464 amino acids)
Biological process (GO): proteolysis
Molecular function (GO): serine-type carboxypeptidase activity
Source: RefSeq, a predicted model, not a curated record
UAUGACGGUGUCGUUUAGUUUGGACUCAGAGCUGCCGUUCAGGACGUCGAAGGGAAGUUGUUGCUACGGAGAUCAUCUUCCUUCAAGAGCGCUGUCGUGUGGGGUUUAUUUGAGCGGGAAGUGAGUUAAAAUCAGUCAUGUUGGCUGGUUGUUUGUUGGUGUGCUUGCUGGCCCUGUUUCAGCGCGGCUCGCGGGCUCAGUACGCACCUGAUGAAGUCACUCACCUGCCUGGCAUGACGUUUAAACCCAACUAUCGACAGUGGUCUGGAUACCUGCAGGCUCGGCCCGGAAAGUUUCUCCAUUAUUGGUUUGUGACUUCUCAGGGGAACCCAGCUAAAGACCCUCUGGUUCUCUGGCUGAAUGGAGGGCCAGGCUGCAGCUCGCUGGAUGGUUUCUUGUCAGAGAAUGGACCGUUUCAUGUAAAUGACAAUGGGGCCACUCUGUAUGAGAACAAAUUCAGCUGGAACAAGAUUGCCAAUUUGCUGUAUGUAGAAUCACCUGCAGGAGUGGGAUAUUCAUACUCUGAUGACCAAAAGUAUGCCACUGAUGAUGACCAGGUUGCAGAUGAUAAUUACAAAGCCUUGCAGAGUUUCUUUGCAAAGUUCCCAAAUUUCACUCAAAACCAGUUCUUCAUCUUUGGGGAAAGCUAUGGUGGAAUUUAUGCACCAACCCUCAGCCUGCGGGUGGCUUCUGGAGCUGCCAAAAUCAACUUCAAGGGCUUUGCAGUGGGAAAUGGUCUCAGCAGCUUUGCUCUGAAUGACCAAACUUUGAUUUACUUCGGUUACUAUCACGGUCUCUUUGGAGAAGAUUUGUGGCGUGAUCUGAACACAAAUUGCUGUGACGAAGAAGGCUGUAACUUUCACAACUCCAGUUCGAAGACUUGCGUAAUCCUGGUGACUAUCGCCUUUGGUAUUGUGUACGACAGCGGCCUUAAUGAGUAUGCUCUGUACUUGGAUUGUGAGGGUGGCAGAAGUUCCCACCAAGGCUAUGAGAGGGCCAUGAGUCAUGUGUUUAAGAACUUUAGGAAACAUCCACACAUCCUUAAGAAGUUUUCAGAACCAGGCCGUUCCUCCAUGCUUCUGGGAGAGGUCCCUCCUUGCCUCAACAGCACGGCUCAGAGGAACUGGCUGAGGAGAGGCGAUGUGAGGAAAGCUUUACACAUCCCAGAUACACUGCCACCAUGGGACCUCUGCAGUGAUGAUGUUGGAGCACAGUACACAAACCUGUACCCGUCAGUGAAGAGUGUGUACCUCAAGCUGCUCUCUCUGGGCCUGCGCUCUCUCGUCUACAAUGGAGACACUGACAUGGCAUGCAACUUCCUAGGAGACGAGUGGUUUGUUGAAGACCUUGGCCUGAAGGCAACCACCAAGUACCAGCCCUGGCUGCAUGAUGACCAGAUUGCUGGUUUCUGCCAACAGUUUGGCAACAUUACUUUCUUGACAGUCAAGGGUGCAGGUCACAUGGUUCCUCAGUGGGCUCCAGGUCCAGCUUUCCACAUGUUCCAGUCUUUCAUAACAAAUGGCCCCUACUGAGCCUCGAAAGAGAUUGCUGUAUGAUGUAUACCUGCACUCAUCACUUGUUAAAUGGUACAUUUUUUUUUUCUCAGGGAGGAUGAUUUUUUGAGGGAAAGGGACAGUUAGCACUAAUCAUUAUAUCUUCAUAAAGUCACUGCACCUGUUGAGUAAAAAAAGAGUAGGACAAAUCUCUUGUAUGGGCUUUCAUCUAUUUGGAUAUUAUGUGACAUAAAAGUGACACUUCCAGCUCUGUGGAUGUUUACAACUAUCUUUGGCUAAUGGUGUAUGAUUGAACAUCCUUGUUUUAGCCAAUACCUCAAAGUUGAAGGUCUGAAAACAUUUGGGCACAAAGAAAUGUAAAAAAAUAUAUAUAUAUAUUUGAUGUAGGGCAUCCAUCAUGGCCUUAUAUAGGAAUUUGUGACUGAGCCUAGUUUUGGGGGAGUUCAAAGCACCUGUUGAGUUCUGAUUAGCCUUAAAAACACCUCAGCUGCCUUGUUGGUUCAUGUGAGAAAGUUAGAGCUCUAUUUGGAAAAAGUCCUUUGACCUCACCAUUCAGUUUCAUAUUAAUUGUACUGAAUAAAAUACUUGAGAAAUGUCCUUACCUAUAUACUGUGAUUGCACUGUACUUGUCAAAUAAAGCUUCUUGUCUGUGG